AUGACACUGAAGAGUAAGCAAUCACCGCUUAUUCUCGUCGAUCCAGAGUUAGAUAGGACUCUGAGAAACGUGAGGAGGCUUUUGCAAGGCACACCCGAGUUCUCUAUUGUAUAUUCGGAUUCCGAUCCGGAGGAAAUCUUUGCAACCAACGAAGAAGAUAACAUGGGUGAUAACAAUCCUCCUCCACCAUUGUUACGAGAUUAUGACCACCCCAAUGCCUUCACACUUCGGAGUGGCAUACGUUUCCCUACUACGAAUGCAAAUAAUUUUGAGCUUUCACCUCAACUCAUCCGGAUGAUACAAAGUGAUCAAUUUGGUGGGAGUUCUCAUGAGUGUCCUUUUGCUCAUUUGGACAACUUUCUCGAAUUGUGCACAACCAUCAAGCAAAACAACAUUACAGAAGAGUUCAUCCAUAUGCACAUGUUUCAAUUCUCCCUCCGUGACAAAGCAAAGCAUUGGUUGAGAACGGUAGAAGAGGGAUCAUUGACUACAUGGGAUGAAGUCACUAGAGCUUUCCUUGGAAACUUUUAUGAUGGUCUUACUCCUACUUCAAGGGCCAACCUUGAUAACGGUGCCGGUGGUAGCCUUAAAAAGCUAUCGGUGGAUGAUGCAUACAAGAUGAUUGAAGAAGUGGCAAAGCACUAUGCAUACGGAGGUGAUAGACGGAAACCUCAAGCAAAGAAGGGCGGAAUCCACGACCUUAGUGCAAUAGACCUUAUUGCAUCAAAGUUUGACAUGCUAGCUCACAAGCUAGAUCAAGCCACGCUUACAUCUCCAAGCUCUUCUUCACAACAAGUCAUGUCUUGUGAAACUUGUGGAGGAAAUGAUCACUUGUCCUCCUAUUGCAACUCAACUAACCAAGAGCAAGCUGCGGCUAUUGGGAAAAGAAACGAUCAAUACUCUCAACCCUACAAUAAAGGUUGGAAACCCCAACAAAACACGGGUUGGAAACAACAAAAUCAAGGCCCCCCUCAAAACCAAUACAACCAAUAUCAUCCACAAAACCAACAAGCUCCUUACCGUCACCCUAACCAAAGGGACCAAAACCAACAAAGGCAACAAUAUAACCAACCCGCUCCUCCACCUCCUCAAAAAUCUAGCCUUGAAGCCGCAUUUGAGACCUUCAUUACACAACAAGGAAGAAGCAAUGCGGAUAUGCAAGAGAACAUCCAACAACUUCAAGCACACAACAAGAUAAUUGAGAAUCAAUUGGCUCAAAUUGCGCAACAAGUUGGAAGUUCAUCCUCCAAUCCUAGUGGUCACUUCCCAAGAUCAACGGUUGUAAACCCAAAGGAGCAAGCUAAGGCCAUUACUUUGAGAUCGGGGAGAGGUUAUGUAGGGCCGGUUAUGAGUGAAGAGGAGCCACAAAAGAGAGAUGAGGGAGUUGUGGUGAGAAAUGAGGGUGAGUUUGAAAAUGAGAUAGUUGAUGUUGAGAGAAAGGAGCCACAAAGUAAGAAUGAAGGAGAUGAGGAAAAGGAUCUUUUAUCCAACAAGAGUAGGCUUGAAGAGAGUGCAACCAUCUCCCUUCCUAAGGAGGUGAGUGCAAUCAUUCAAAACAAGCUUCCUCAAAAGCUUGGUGACCCCGGUAGCUAUGCAAUAACGGUGAAGAUUGGAGACUUGGAGGCUAUGGAUACUUUAUGUGAUCUUGGGUCAAGUGUGAGUUUGAUGCCCUAUUCUAUUGCUAAGAGUUUGAAAGUGGGAGACUUGAAGCCAACAAGAAUGUCCUUACAAUUGGCCAACCACACGGUUAGGCUACCUUUGGGAAUUCUUGAAGAUGUGCUAGUUCAAGUUGGAAGAGUAUUUGUGCCAUGUGAUUUUGUGGUAAUGGAAAUGGAAGAAGAUACUACGGUGCCCCUAAUCUUGGGAAGACCAUUUUUGAACACCGCGGGUGUUGUGAUUGAUAUGAAGCAAGGAAGAUUGACCUUGAAUGUGGGAGAUGAGAAAAUAUCAUUUUCAUUCCCACAAACAUUGAAAAAUCCAUUGUAUGAUGAAGUUCAUAGAGUUGAUACAUUGGAAAGGGACUUAGAGAAGUUCCAAGAGAAUUUGUUUGAAGGAGAUCCUUUACAAGCUAUCCUAAUGGGAGGCUUAGUUGAGGAAGGUGAAGAAACAAGGGGGUAUGAUCUUUUGCUCAACCAACCUUUAGUCCACAACGAAAAGAAAGUGGAAGUGCUUAAUGUGGAGGUAAAAGAGGAGAGGACUACGCCUCCUCACAAGGUUGAACUUAAACCCCUUCCUCCUUUACUUAAAUAUGUUUUUCUUGAUGAUAGUGAGAGUUAUCCCGUUAUUGUCAAUGCUAAACUUGAUAAUACCUCUCUUGUGAAACUCCUAGUUGUUUAA
Messenger RNA from Chenopodium quinoa (quinoa), 2337 nucleotides. RefSeq lists its product as uncharacterized. The record is from RefSeq and is a predicted model, not a curated record. The transcript has 3 exons. The coding region runs from base 1 to 2337 and encodes 778 amino acids. NCBI's taxonomy places the organism in Eukaryota, Viridiplantae, Streptophyta, Magnoliopsida, Caryophyllales, Amaranthaceae.